Messenger RNA from Diaporthe amygdali, 1737 nucleotides. RefSeq lists its product as uncharacterized. Gene Ontology annotation, biological process: carbohydrate transport; transmembrane transport. Gene Ontology annotation, molecular function: carbohydrate:proton symporter activity. Bases 1 to 1737 code for a protein of 578 amino acids. Lineage: Eukaryota; Fungi; Ascomycota; Sordariomycetes; Diaporthales; Diaporthaceae. The record is from RefSeq and is a predicted model, not a curated record. Gene Ontology annotation, cellular component: membrane. The transcript is spliced from 5 exons.
AUGGUCGUUACACUUACGACGGGUCAGUUUGCGGGGGACCUGGACAGGACUGCAGCCAAGAUUACCCCGGUGUUGAAAUUGGGGUUGAUCGCCCUGAUCACGGAAGUCAAAAAUGUGAGCGGCGUACCACGACGGGCAGCCAUGUCUUCAGACGCACACCUGCCAGAGACGUCCCUAUGGGCGAACAGAAAAUGUCUCGCCAUAUGUGCUACCGUGGCCAUUGCGAAUAUGCAGUACGGGCUGGAUUCUGCAGUCAUUGGAAGCCUGCAGGCUAUGCCCGGCUUCCUAGUCGUCUUCGGUUAUCCAGAUCCUAAAGCACCUGGCGGUUAUUCCAUUGACGGAACAUUCCAACAACUAAUCGGCUCCCUCCUAACGCUCGGGGCAUUCCUCAGUUCCCUCACCGCAGGCAGCUUUGCUCACUUUUUCGGACGCAAGACCGCGCUCUGGCUGGCCUGCCUGCUGACAGCCGUGGGCUGUGCCAUCCAAAUCAACACCACCGACAAAGCAGUCGUGUACGUCGGACGGCUCAUCCUCGGCAUCGGAAACGGUUUCCUGGUGACUUUCUCGAACAUCUACACCGCGGAAGCCAGUCCGGCCCACCUGCGGGCCGUCAUGGUGGCGUUGUUCUCGGAGUGGGUCAACAUUGGGAGCAUCAUCGGUGCCGUGGUCACAAACGCUACGCAAUCCCGGUUUGACAAGCCGAGCUACCAAAUUCCGGUGGGAAUUCUGUUCGUCGUGCCUGUUGUAUUGGCCAUCGGUCUGUUCUUCGUGCCGGAGUCCCCGCGAUACCUAGUCAACAGGGGCAAGAUGGAAAAAGCCAGACGUGCGCUGGAGUCGCUCAGAGGUUCAUCGCUGCAGCCAGAUGAGCUGGAGCUGGAGUGGGUAGAGAUGGUCAAGGGUAUUGAGGAGGAGAAGAAACUUGCCAGCACAAUCGGGCCCCUGGAUCAGUACCGCGGAACGGACCUCCGACGGACGCUGCUUUGUUAUGGUGUGAUCAUGAGCCAGGUUGGUUCCGGCUCGUGGUUCGUCAUCAGCUACAGCACCUACUUCCUUAUCGUCGCCGGCUUGACUGUCAACGAGGCUUUCAAGUACUCCAUUAUGAAUACCUGCCUGGGUCUUGUGGGUGUCAAUUUCGGCAUUUACCUCAUGCGCCAUGUUGUUGGUCGGCGGACCAUCCUGACGAUGGGUGCAGCAAUACAAGGGCUGUGUAUGCUGGGAUUGGCAAUCGGAACAGGAAGUGUGAACCCGGUGGGCAGCGAGGCGGGCAGAAAUUGCCUCAUCGCCUUCUUCGCUCUGUACUUAUUCUCUUACAAUGCUUUUGUCGGAGAUGCGAGCUAUCCGGUGAGCACGGAGCUGGUCAGCACUAGACUGCGAAGUUGGUCGGUGGGCUCUGCGAUCAGUCUUGGGUAUUUCUUCGCUUGGUUGACAGGAUUUUGCUCGCCGUACUUUAUCAACCCUGAGAACCUCAACUGGGGAGCAAAAUAUGGUUAUCUUUGGGCUGGAUCCAAUUUCGCUUGCAUGCUGUUCUUCUUCUUUUUCAUGCCUGAGCUCAAAGGGCGAACACUGGAGGAGAUUGACGAGCUGUUCGCGGAGAAAGUGCCGGCCUGGAAGUUCAAGAGCUAUCACACAACAAUCCAGGAGAAGGCAAUGGCCGAGGUCAGGAAUCAGGAGGGCUCAGAAACGAAAGGUCCUAUUUCUGAAAUGGUCGAGGACGAGAAGAUGGGGGCCAGCGGCUGA